Messenger RNA from Closterium sp. Naga37s-1, 6858 nucleotides. The record is from the annotation of a GenBank genome assembly. NCBI's taxonomy places the organism in Eukaryota, Viridiplantae, Streptophyta, Zygnematophyceae, Desmidiales, Closteriaceae.
AUGGAGCAGCCGGAUGGUACUAGCUUGGACUGGCAGGGCGGGCAAGGGCUGCUGGCGGGGGGAGAGGGCGAUGGCAUGGGGGAGAAGGCGGAGGGAAAGAAGGCGGAGGGGGAGAAGGCGGAGGGGGGGAAGAAGAAAGAGGAGGAGAGAGAGGAGGAGAAAGAGGAGGAGAAAGAGGAGGAAAAAGAGGAGGAAAAAAGGGACAACAGGGCGGUGCAGGAGAAGUUCUUCCCCCAGCUGCUAGCAGCAGCGCCCAUAGGCGCGGGGCAGCUGCUGCUGCGCCUGCCCCUGCCCUUGCUGCUCAACGCCUCGCGCUGCUCCGCUCCCUCCCCCCGCCUCCCCCUUCCCCCGCGCCUCCCCCUUCCCCCGCGCCUCCCCUUCUCCCCCGAAGGCGCCCUUGCUGCCUGCCUGCUGCUGCUGCAGCAGCAGGGGGAGGGGGGUGAGCCGGGGGAAAGGGAGGGGGAAGGUGAGGGCGCGGGGGAGAGCUGGGGAGCGCAAGUGGCUCCUGCUGUGCUGCUGGCGCUGCUGGCGUCCCGCACGGCCCACCUGCUGCCCAUGCUCAGAAACGACCUCCCCCACCUGCCCCUCCUCCACCAGGCCGUGAAAGAGAGGCAGCAGUACGAGCAGGAGUAUGCCAACUGGACCGCCAGCAUUACCGCCGGCAGCGGCAGCAGCAGCAACAGCAGCCCCCCCUCGAUGCCGUCGCUGCAGCAGUUUCUGGCGACGGUGGCGGCCGUGAGGGCUCUGGCUCUGCCCAUGCGCCUGCCGCCCCUGCAGGAGGGGCAGGGGGAGCAACAGGAGCAAGGGGGGGGCAGGGGGAGGUAUGGCGGGAAGAAGGGCGGAAGGAGGGGAGAGAAGGGGUGGAGGAAGCAGAAGCAGCGGCGGUUUGAGCUGACGGUGGUGCCUCUCAUGAAUGCUGUUGCGCGGGCCACUGAGAGGCACCAAGGGAACGUGUGGUGGGAGGUGAGAGGCCGGGAACGUGUGGUGGGAGGUGAGAGGCUGGCAAGGUGUGGGAGUUCAGCCUACUUUUCCCCUACGUCCCUUUCUCUCAUCCCUCCCCCCCCCCUCUGGCAGCUGACCCACGCGGGAUUCCACCUGAGGGCGUCAGAAGUCAUUCCCACCGGGGCUGCUCUCGUGCUGCCUCUCAACGGCGGCCUGCCCGACCCGCUACAGCCCGACCCGCUACAGCGCGACUCGCUACAAGUAGCAGCGCAUGCAGGGGCGCAGGGGACAGCAGCAGAUUUGGAGAGCGAGGAGGAUGAGGAAGGGGAAGGGCGGGCGCGCUUGUCUUCUCUGGGGGAGGUGGAGGAGGCGGACAGGUCUGUGUCGCCGGCCACGUUGAUAUCCAACGACGACGCCUUCCUCUCCCUCGGGAUCAUCCCGGCCUGCUCCUCCUUCGACCGCGUGCAGGUCCGUUCUCAAGCGGCGCAGGUCGGUAUUGAGCGGUGCAAGUGGGUUUUGAGCGGUGCAGGCGCCCCUCCUCCCCUCUACCCUCCUCCCCCCCUUUCCCCUCCUCCCCCCUCCGCCCCUUCCCUUCCUCCCCUGCAGCUCUUCCCCUCCCUCCUCAGCGUCAUUCGCAGCAUCUCAACACCCGCCUUCCCUGAACCUUCCUUCCGUGCGCGCUUUGAAGCGCGGGCGGCAGCAGCAGGCAGGAAGGCAGUGGAGCAAGUGCGGGCAGUGAAAGAGCAUCUCUUCUCUGCCGCCCUGAAAAAGGGCCUUAUCACCACCACCCGCACAAGUGCCGACACCCGUUGGGGUUGGGGCCUUCCCAACAGGUUGCAGCAAAAGGAAAAAGUCUCCCAAGGGCAGUCUCAGAGGGGCAUGGGGAAGGGUGUGGCAGAGGGUGGUGUGGCAGAGGGUGGUGGGGAAGGGACUGGGGAGCACAAAGCAGAGGCUUCUGAAGCUUGGGAGUACAGCAGGGAAGAGAGCUUUGGGGAUGGGGAGUGGGAUCUGGAAGGGAUGGGGCGCGUGCUGCAGCAGAUGCUGUUCUGGGAGCGACGGCGGGGCAUGCGAGCGAGGCUGGCUGAAAGACUGGCAAGGCGAGUGAGAGAGACAGCGGCGAGAGAAAGGAGGGAGGGCGGAGAGGGGGGGGAGGGAGGCGAGGGGGGCGAGGGGGGAGAAGGGGGAGAGGCAGGAGAGGCGGGAGAGAGGAGUGAAAGAGGUGGUGGGAGAGGCAGCGGGGGAAAGGAUGAGGGAGGGGUGAAGGAGGGGGAGGAGGGGAAGGAGGGCGAGGAGGGAGAGGGAGAGGGGGAGGGGGAGGGAGAGGGGGAGGGGUUGUAUGUGUACGCGGAUGGGAGGAUGGACCCUGAGCUCGUUGCUCAGUACACUGCUGCUGUGCUGCUUGCUGUUACUGGGGAAGGUACUGCUGGGGAAGGUACCGCUGGCGAAGGUAGCACUGGGGAAGGUACUACUGGGGAAGGUUAUACUGGGAAAGUUACUGUGGGGAAGGUAGCACUGGGGAAGGUAGCAGUGGUGAAGGUAGCUACCGAUUACAGAUGGCCUCAAGAAGAUGCUAGCUCGUGCCUCAUGCUUUGCUGCGUUGCUGGCGCAGAACUCGAUGCAGCGCUGCUGGCGCGGGUGAGUGUGGCACUGGCGUGGAAUCUGGACGGCACCACCACCUGCACGCACAUGCAUCUGCUCUCCCUCCCCUCGCACCCGCUCUUCCUCCCCCUCUCCUACUCCCCCUCCUCUUUCCUAACAAGCCUUCCUGAGAUUCUAGACGUGGUUGUCAGCAGCUUGCAGCGGCCAGUGGAGGAGCUUUUAACGAGGAUAGAGCAGGCGUUGGGAGGGGCAAAGGCAUGGGUGGAGAAGGGGAUGGUGUGCCGGGAAGGAAGAGCAGCGGGGAUCGUCUCGGCUCAAGUGGACGAGGCGUUGGGAGGGGCGAAAGCAUGGGUGGAAAAGGGGAUGGUCUGCCGGGAAGGCAGAGCAGCGGGGAUCGACUCGGUUCAAGUUCAUGAGGCUUGCCGUCCAUCCGUCCUUGCCCACGUGGCGCCCUCCCAUUCGCUGCUGCGAUUCCUUGCUAGCAAGCGCAGCAUCCUACUGGCUACCUCCGAUCGCCUCGCCUCAGCCUGCAAGCCCCAAUCAGCAACCGCCACGUCAGCAGCAGCCGCAGCAGCAGCAGAACCGUAUGCAACAGCAGGUUCAUCCCAAGGGGUAGAAGAGCAGGAGGAGGGAGAGAGGGAAGAGACAGAGAGGGAAGGAGAGAGGGAGGAGAGAAAGGAGGAAGAGGAGGGAGUGAAGGAGGGUAGCGUGCAAGAAAGAAAAGGGUCUGGUACACAGGCCAGGGUGGGAGAUGGGGCCAGGGCCUGCCAGGGCCAGGCCUUGGUGAUUGGAAAGGACAGACAGAUGGGGUUUGGCAGGGGCGGCAGUGAGCUGACGGGGAGGGCAGGGGUGUGGAGUGAGGUGGCGGGGGAGAGGAUGGGCGAGAUGGGGGAGGAGGAGCGGGUGAGGGUGUUUGUGGAGUGGGUGGGGGCGAAUGGGAUGGCGGACUAUAACAAGCCUGGCUCGGGGAUCGAGGUGCGUUGCGGUUACCGGGGCGAGUGUCUGAUUGACGGAGGGCGCCAGAUGUCAGUGCGGGCAGGGCGGGAUCACGAGGAGGACUCAGUGCUGCUCUCAAUCCCCACCUCCCUCUGGGUCACCACGCCCGCCAUGCUGCAAGCCAUAGGGGGGCCCCCCUACCCCGGGCCUGUGUGGGCCUUCACUGUCGCCGCCGCGUGGCUGCUAAGGGAGAUGCUUAAAACGAGGACGGAGUCCUUCUGGUGGCCGUACCUGCAGCUGCUGCCCCGCCACGUCCCCCUGCCGUACUUCUUUGAAGAAGAGACGUUAGAGGAGCUGCAGGUACGGGUGAGUUACGCUCUGUAUGGUGAGCACCUUCACCCGUACCUGCAGCUGCUGCCGCGCCACGUCCCCCUGCCGUACUUCUUUGAGGAGGAGACGCUGGAGGAGCUUCAGCUGCUGCUGCGCCACGUCCCCCUGCCGUACUUCUUUGAGGAGGAGACGCUGGAGGAGCUCCAGGUCUCGUCAAUCAUCAAAACAGUAAGUGGUGGUGGUGAACACUGUGAUUCACCGACCGGCCACGUCCCCCUCCCCUGCCUGCCGUACUUCUUUGAGGAGGAGACGCUGGAGGAGCUCCAGGUCUCGUCGAUCGUGACAACAGUGCGCCACAAUCUUGCGAGCUACGAGUUUGAGUACCGGCGGUGCGGCCCCACGGUGCUGGGCAACGCGUCCCUGCACGAGUUCAUGUGGGCGCUCUCUGUGGUCCAGUCUCGCGGCUUUCAGGACCCGCGGUGGGGGAAUGUGGUGACGUUUGAACCAGCGGGCCCUGGUGGAGUGGACGGAACAGGGGAAGCAGGGGCGGGAGGGUCGGGCGGAGGGUCGGGAGGAGCAUCGGGCGGAGGUUCGGGUGGAUGGUCGGCCGGAGGUUCGGGAGGAGGGUUGGGAGGAGGGUCGGGCAGGGGUGCGGACGGAGGUUCGGAAGGGCCGGGUGGGCCAUCAGGGGCAGUGGAGGUGCAGGUGAAGAAGGGUGCGGUGCUGCUGGUGCCUCCUGCAGAGUUCUUUGACCACAGGAACGACUUCCAUGCCGCCUAUACGCAGCGAGGGAACAAGCUGGCAGUCCAGCAGGAGGGACAGAGGGGGUUGGAGGGAAGAGCAAGAGGAGAAGAAGAGGAUGAGAUAACAACUGCCCGUGGUGGUGGUGGUGUUGGCGCUGAUGUAUGUGGCGGUGCAGCGAAGACGAAGCUCGCAUGUGAUGCUGCUGCUCGAUUCCCAGCGGAUACUGCUGCUGCCUGCCCUGCUGCUGCUGCUGGCUCUAGUGAAGUGAAGCACACAUGCAGUGCUGCUGAUGCUGCUGCAGCCGCCACUUCCGAAAAUACAGCUGAGGCUACAGCUGAUGCUGCUAGCCCUUCCUGUCGCGCGCAACCCGCACCCUCGUCUGUUCAUUGGCGGGAAGAGAUUAAGCAGAAGCUGCUGCGCGUGUGGGGGAGUGCUGGUGCUGGUGCUGGUGCUGGUGCUGGUGCUGGUGCUGGUGCUGGUGCUGGUGCGUGGCUUAUUGACGGUGGAGAGAGAAGCGGGGAGCAAGAACCUGAGCGCACGACCAUGCCACUGCAUCGGCUGAAGCGGCAGCUGUGGCGGGUGGCAGCGAGGGCAGUGGAGGCCGUGGUGAGGGAGCGGGAGGAGGAGGGAGGGAAGUUCUACAGCGCCGCGGAGAGCGGUGGCCCGCCAUUUGAGUUGAUGCAGCGGGUCAGGAGAGUGAGCGAGGUGGAGGAGAUAAUGGGGGGCGUGGAGGAGAGGACAGAGGCGGACAAGGAGGGCAGGGUGGGCGUGGCGGUGUGGGCGAGAGGGCUCGUGGAGCCCAAUCUCAUCGCUGCCCUUGCUGCUGUGUAUUACUACUUGCACUAUCAACGAGGUGCGAUCUCUGGCCGGACAGGUGAGGCGGGCAGGGAGGUGGGUAUGGGCGUGGCGGUGUGGGUGAGAGGGCUCGUGGAGCCCAAUCUCAUCGCUGCCCUUGCUGCUGUGUUCUACCAUCUGCAGUAUCAACGAGGUGCGUUCUCUGGCCCUUGCUGCGAUGUUCUACUACCUGCAGCAUGGAAAAGGUGGGGCUUUGGCUGUGGUACCACUGCUACUUGCAGCACCAGGCAGGUGAGUAGGAGGACGAGGGCGGUGUGGGCGAGAGGGCUCGUGGAGCCCAAUCUAAUCGCCGCUCUUGCUGCUGUGUUCUACUACUUGCAGCAUGGAAAAGGUGGGGCUUUGGCUGUGGUACCACUGCUGUUUGCAGCACCAGACAGUGGUGAAACCAACCAAAUUCAGCACCAGACAGGUGAGGCAGACAAGGAGGUGGGCGUGGCGGUGUGGGCGAGAGGGCUCGUGGAGCCCAGUCUUGUUGCUGCGCUCGCCGCUGUGUUCUACGACCUGCUGCAUCAACGAGCUCAGCAGUCUACCUGGGAUGGGCCGUCAGCAACAGCACCUGCAAGGCUGUCCUCUCCCCUCCCCCCCAACCCCCACCCACUCCUUUGCCCAUCUUUCUUCCCAUUUCUUACUUAUACACACACAGACCCCCCUGCAGUGCUAACCAGCUCAGCAGUCUACCUGGGAUGGGCCGUCAGCAACAGCACGUGCCAGUUCCUCUCCUCGCCCGCCCCUGACAUGCUGCCCGCCCUGCAAGCAGCAGCCGACACCGUUCGUCUGCUAGCGCAGGCGCGGCUGCAGCAGAUGCCGACCAGCAUAGAAGAGGACGAAGCGAUCCUGAGGGAGCUGGAGCGGUGCAAGAGCGGCGGGAAGGUGGGGGCAGGUGGUGGGGAGGGGGUGAAGGGUGGGAAACUGGGGAAGGAAGGAAAGAAGAAGGCAGCGCAAAGGGAAGCCGAAGCGAUCCUGACGGAGCUGGAACGGUGCGGGAAGAGGGAGGGGAAAGAGGAGGACGGGAGACGGGUGGGAAGGAGGGGAGAGGCAGACGGAGAGGGAGCAAAGGAAGGCGAGGAGGUAGAAGAGAGGGGCGAUGAGGAGGAGAGGAGGAAAAGGGAGGACGAGGAGGUUGAGAUGGGUUGUGAGGAGUGGCGGACAGGAGGUGGUGGAGAUGGGGAGAGAGGGAGAAGCGGGGCAGGAGGGACACUCACAGGAGGGAGGCUGACAGGAGGGGGGUCGAGAAGAGGGAAGUUGAGAGGAGGGAGGUUGAGAGGAGGGAGGAUGGGAGGGGAGAUGAUGACAGCGAUGGGAGUGCGGUGCAGGUGUGCAGUUCUUCUGCCAGUGCUGGAUGAGAAGCUAACAGCGGUGCAGUUCCGGUUGAGCAGGAAGCGAGUGCUGCAUGGCGUGGUGACCCGCCUGGAGGCUGCCUGCCCUCCCACUGACAGCCUGGUUUCAACUUAG